Messenger RNA from Zingiber officinale, 1693 nucleotides. Its product is annotated as 26S proteasome non-ATPase regulatory subunit 11 homolog. NCBI's taxonomy places the organism in Eukaryota, Viridiplantae, Streptophyta, Magnoliopsida, Zingiberales, Zingiberaceae. Gene Ontology annotation, biological process: ubiquitin-dependent protein catabolic process. Bases 196 to 1464 code for a protein of 422 amino acids. The transcript is spliced from 2 exons. Gene Ontology annotation, cellular component: proteasome regulatory particle, lid subcomplex. The record is from RefSeq and is a predicted model, not a curated record. Gene Ontology annotation, molecular function: structural molecule activity; protein binding.
GGCCCGGCUCAGUUUACUUCGGCCCAUUUAUCGUGCUAUUCGAUUUAUAAUAUUGGAUCGCAGUUGCUUGGCGAAGGGGAAAAGGUUGGCUCGCUGCGAUCUCUCCGGUGCCCAAGCGAACCCCGCCGGCCGUCUCCAGUUUCGUCUGUGGUAUACUACUCAUCGGCAUCACGCCGCAUCAGCUGUAGCAUAGAAAUGCAGUCCACGGACCUCCCUGCUACUUCUGAUUCAUUGGCACUAGCCAUGGAGGCUAGAGAUCAUUCUGAGUCCAUUGCUAUUCUUUACCGUAUUCUCGAGAACCCAUCAUCUUCCUCGGAGGCACUGCGCAUAAAGGAACAGGCUAUUUCAAAUCUUACAGACCUCCUUACUCAAGAAAAGAAGGCUGAGAACUUAAGGAGUCUUUUGACCCAACUGAGGCCCUUUUUUUCAGUAAUUCCAAAGGCCAAAACAGCAAAAAUAGUGAGGGGGGUUAUAGAUGCCGUUGCGAAGAUACCGGGAAGCUCAGAUCUACAAAUCUCCCUUUGCAAGGAAAUGGUGGAGUGGACCCGUGCUGAGAAACGCACAUUUCUGAGGCAACGAGUUGAGGCAAAACUUGCAGCUCUGCUGAUGGAAAACAAAGAAUAUUCUGAGGCCUUAUCCCUACUCUCAAGUCUCAUCAAGGAGGUUAGAAGAUUAGACGACAAACUACUACUGGUGGACAUUGAUCUUUUAGAGAGCAAGCUUCACUUUUCCUUGCGAAACUUGCCCAAGGCAAAAGCUUCAUUGACUGCAGCGAGAACAGCUGCUAAUGCCAUUUAUGUCCCGCCAGCACAACAAGGUAGCAUCGAUUUACUAAGCGGGAUCCUUCAUGCUGAAGAGAAGGACUACAAGACAGCUUACAGCUAUUUCUUCGAAGCCUUUGAAGCAUUCAACUCUCUUGAGGAUCCUCGUGCAGUCUUUAGCCUUAAAUACAUGCUCUUGUGCAAGAUCAUGGUCAGCCAGGCCGAUGAUGUUGCUGGGAUAAUCUCUUCUAAGGCUGGCUUGCAGUACCUCGGUCCUGAUUUGGAUGCCAUGAAAGCUGUCGCAGACGCGCACUCAAAGCGCUCACUGAAGUUAUUCGAAACUGCUCUGCGAGAUUAUAGGGCUCAAUUGGAGGAAGAUCCAAUCGUCCACAGACAUCUUUCAUCUCUCUACGACACCCUCCUGGAGCAGAAUCUUUGCAGACUGAUUGAGCCCUACUCUAGGGUGGAGAUUGCUCAUAUUGCCGAGCUGAUUGAAUUGCCGGUUGACCACGUUGAGAAGAAACUGUCACAGAUGAUACUGGACAAGAAGUUCACAGGCACUUUGGAUCAGGGUGCAGGUUGUCUCAUCAUCUUUGAUGACCUCAAGACGGAUGCGAUUUAUCCGGCCACACUGGAUACAAUUGCCAACAUCGGGAAAGUGGUCGACAGCCUCUAUGUGCGAUCAGCUCAUAUUAUGUCAUGAGGUCGUCUCCUUAACACUUUUUAAGGAAAUUCUGGGUGCUGUUAAGUACUAUAUUUUACUUUGGUUACCUUUCGCCACCAAAUAUCUGGAUGUUUUUAACUGCAAAAUGGAUGGUUUCGGUUGUUGCUUAGUUUUUUUUCUGCAUCUUAGGAGCUUCACUUCUGUCAAGUUGGAAUCUUGUUUCUGUGGAUUCACAUAAGAAAUUCUACUUCGAAAUGCUUUCUUCUAA